This is a messenger RNA of Toxotes jaculatrix (banded archerfish), 3610 nucleotides long. It is a transcript of the gene r3hcc1, whose product is annotated as R3H domain and coiled-coil containing 1. The transcript has 8 exons. Bases 513 to 1721 code for a protein of 402 amino acids. Gene Ontology annotation, molecular function: nucleic acid binding. NCBI's taxonomy places the organism in Eukaryota, Metazoa, Chordata, Actinopteri, Toxotidae. The record is from RefSeq and is a predicted model, not a curated record.
GUAACGCUAGCUAGCUUCGGAGCUUCUGCUGCCUGUCAUCCACGCUUCUGCGGAUUCACUAUUUCACUUAAACAAAUCCAGAUCAAAAUUAAUACACUUAAACCACAACGGUAAGCCCGCUCAAGUUACUGCGAGCAUUAACUAACGUCUGGUAGUCUGACAGUUACAACACGGAGCUGUCAGCUGGUGGUGUGAGUUUCUAACGCGUGGUUCUGGGAAAUAAAAACAACAUAACUAGCUAGCUUCAUGCUCAACUUACCUUUGACUUACGCAGGUAUUGUUAUUUUGGCUAACCUUCCUAACCGUGGUUGCUAGCUAACGUCACAGAGCACAGUUAAAUUUGCAUUUGGCUAAAGUUGUAUUUAUUUUUGACGUUUCUGUUAGUUAGGUCAGUAAGAAGUUAACUUCAUCACACAGUCAACAAGACCCACCCCUCUCUGUCCACCCUGGCGUUUCCUUGUUUCGAUGGCAUUUAUCUCCCAAAGCAAGAAAAUGAAUUCGUGCAUCAUGUCAUGGAUGAGCUGGAAACAUACCAACAGAAGAGCAACCGCAAGAGUGUGCUCCUGUUCCCUCCUCUACCCAGCAGACUGCGGUACCUGAUUCACAAAACCACAGAAGACCUUCCAGAGCUCACCACCUUCUCAGUGGGAGAAAGCUGGUGUCGCAGGGUGGUGAUCUGCUAUUCGGAGCUCAGGGGUGAGAUUGAGGAAGAAAGUGACUUGGAGAGCAACAACAGUAUGAAUGAAGAGCCUCUAAGAAGUAAGGAGGAGAUGGACGUCUUUGCUAAACCUAAAUCUUCAAUACCAUCCCGAAGCCGAGGACCUAAGAGGCCGGACAAACCUCUUUACAUGCCGCGAGCUGCUCGGGAGAGACUGUCCUUGCAAAACCCGCAAGAACCUACGGCGUACAAAGAGUUGCCAAGUCCAGCCUCUAACAGCUGUAUCAGCUGUUCCACUGACUCUUGUUCCUGUUGUGAAACUACAGAAAACUCCUCAUCCACAUCCAGACAGGAAUCUGUCCCCAGUGUAACAGACGGUGUCCUCAACCAUACUGUGGACAGUUCAGCUCAUUGUCCUCAGGAGGAGAAACAAAACUUGGUGCUGAGCCUGCAUGAAGCUGAGCCCCUUUUAUGGGACCAGACUGUGUCCUGCUUCUCUGACAUGAGUCUGGAGGAGGGCGUGAAAGACAAAGAAGACCUCGCUAGUGUGGCAUACAGCUCCCAGAUAGAAGACAUCAGCACAGACGCAGAUGAUGAUGUAACUGAAGAGAUUAAGGCUCACCUGAAAGAGGCAGUGUCUUUUUCCAUCGAGCACGUCCACAACGACUACUCUAUUUAUGAGAAUGUGUGCAUCAACCCGCAUGAGUUUCGUCAUGUGAUCGAGAUCUAUGACUUCCCGUCUGUGUUCAAAACAGAUGACCUUCUGGAUGCUUUCACAGACUACAGUGAUGGUGGGAUGAAGAUCAAAUGGGUGGACAACACACAUGCCCUGGGGGUUUUUUCCAGCGAGUCAGCAGCACUCCAUGCUCUCUCCAUCUGUCACCCGCUGCUGAAGGCACGAGCACUGGCUGAAGGGAGUAAAAAAGCCAAAGGCAAAGCCGUUAGACGAGCAGAGUUUAUCCAGCCAGUGAAGGAACGUCCCAGGACAGACUGUGCUGUUGCCAGGCGGAUGGUGACCAGAGCUCUGGGGCUGCAGGGACGAGGCAGAGUGCAGCGAUACUGAAGAGAAGGGCUUACACUUCAUCUACAGACAGGUCCAGCAGAGGUCUGCCUGCCUCUGAAGAGGCUCUACAGUGGCCACAAACCACUUAGCUGAUCAUUAAGAGUAUGACUGCCGUCCACCACUGUUCGCCUGCUUCACUGCUUCACUGAAUCACCACCAGCCUCAAAGUUGUUGUUCUGAAGCUCAACUUGACCCCCUGACCUUUGGUCAUGACUGUUGUGGUUUCUGUUUUUUAUUGUUAGGAUCUCUCAUAUUAAGGCAGUGUUAGAUCAGAGUUAGAUGUAAAAGAAACAAUGAAAUAUGAAACAUUCCAACACAAACAGUGAUUUCAGAUCGAUAAAGGGACAACGGAAAAAACUGGAGAAGCUUGUGCGCUUGUUUUAAUUUGAUUGCAUGUUGCCUUGAAGCUAAAGUGCAUUUCAAGGUUGUUUAACUUCCAGGCAGGGUGUGGUUUUUUGUUUCCUCCUUCUCCAGGUGAUCCAGGACUGGUCGCAUAAUUUUAUGUAAGCAGUAAUUCUUUUCUAACUUUAUGUCAGUUUUCUCCACAGAUUAAUUCUCAGGAUUUGGUUAAAGGAAUCUAUUUUGUUGUGUGCUGUAGUUACAGACAGAUUUUUAUAUGGAGUGCAAAACUCCCUGCAGAUAAAUGUAAGGUAGAUCCAUUAACAGAAGCAGAAACUGUUUAAAAAAACAAAAACAAAACAAACAAAACACUAAAUAUUGUUUUCAAAAGCCAGCAUCUCAAGAGAGAUAUAGUUAUAAAGAAAAACACAUAACAAGCAGUGUUAUACUGGACUCAGUUGAUAUUUUCUAAUGUUUUAGUUCAUUUUAAAACUUUUUAUUUUUGUAAACAAUUUUAAAGAUUUUCGGUUGUUCUUAAUAUUUAUUUUAUUCCUCUAAAUAACAAAAAAAAACUACCUUGCCUCAGAGGCAACGUGUUCAAGUUCACUCCACGUUACAGAAAACUAGAAGAUUGCUGAAUGUUUUGCUCAAUUAAAGUCUGAACAUUGGAAACUUGAAUGUUCAGCCCUGUGAACAUGUUACUGUAAUGAUAUUGAGGAAAGUUUGUCUUUAGUACAACUGAAAUGGGCAUUUUUCCUGAAAUGAUAUUUUGUGCCUGAUUUGAGUUUGACAGCACCCGUUCUGUGGUAUGUCUAUGCAUUACCAUGUCAGUUACCUGUAGAUUUGAACUAAUCUACAAUAUUGAGUAAUGUCAGGGAAUAGAAAACUUGAUUGUAGCAUUAAAUGCAGCACGGUAAUAUAAAAAUAUGAAAACUGUACAUGGUUUUUAACUUGAUAGGUUGUAAGUUUCAGUGUUGUAAAUUUUUCUAAUAAACAUACAUUCACCAAGCACUUUAUUAGGAACACCUGACACCAAACCUGCUUAUUCGUGCAAUUUUAUCCAGUAAGCCAAUCAUGUGGCAGAAGUGUUAUGCAUCAAACUGGGCAGAUAUAGGUUAGGAGCUUCGAUUAAUGUUCACAUCUACCCAGUAUUACCCAGUCUAUCUACCCUAGCCAGUGUUUGUAUGGUGCUUAUAAUGUGCUAUGUUUUGGUUCUAAUUCAGCACAUUGGAUUUAAAAUGAAACAGUGUUAAAUGUUAAUUAUCUUAAACUUUAUUAAGAGGAUGUUUACACCUAAAGCAGAUAAAUAGUGUAAAAACUGGUUUGGUUUGAGAUUCUUUGUGUUCAAGUAAGUUGUGUUAGUAAAUGCUUUUAUGAAAUCAGUUCUAAUGCUGCCUAAUUUUAUGAACUUGAUGUAUUAUGAUUGCAGUUAAUAUCAUUUUAACCCAAAUGCAGAGCAGAUUAUCCUUAUAAGAUAGAAGUCUCACCUAUACGACAGUUGUACGUCCAUAUCCGUUGUCCAUCGUACCGGGAGCGACACUUCAUAAUAU